UUCUCAGGCCUAUGGUAUGUGGUCUCCAUGGUGUCCGACUGCAAAGUCUUCCUGGGCAAGAAGGACCACCUGCUGAUGUCCACCAGGGCCAUCAAGGCCACUGCGGGGGGUGACCUCAGUGUCCACAUGGAGUUCCCUGGGGCAGACAGCUGUAACCAGGUGGACGCCGAGUACGUGAAGGUGGGCUCCGAGGGCCACUUCAGAGUCCCAGCCUUGGGCUACCUAGAUGUGCGUGUGGUGGACACAGACUACAGCUCCUUCGCCUUGGUCUACAUCUACAAGGAGCUGGAGGGGGCCCUCAGCACCAUGGUGCAGCUCUACAGCAGGAGCCCAGAUGCGAGUCCCCAAGCAGUGAAGGCCUUGCAGGACUUCUACCCAACGGUGGGGCUCCCUGAUGAUAUGAUGGUCAUGCUGCCCAAAUCAGAUAUGUGCUUCCCCAAGGACAAGGAGGCACCCUGA
Messenger RNA from Otolemur garnettii (small-eared galago), 459 nucleotides. RefSeq names its product lipocalin 15 (gene LCN15). Bases 28 to 459 code for a protein of 143 amino acids. Gene Ontology annotation, molecular function: small molecule binding. The record is from RefSeq and is a predicted model, not a curated record. The transcript has 5 exons. NCBI's taxonomy places the organism in Eukaryota, Metazoa, Chordata, Mammalia, Primates, Galagidae.